Molecule: messenger RNA, 954 nt
Organism: Chrysochloris asiatica (Cape golden mole)
Lineage: Eukaryota; Metazoa; Chordata; Mammalia; Afrosoricida; Chrysochloridae
Product: olfactory receptor-like protein OLF3-like
Exons: 1
Coding region: 1-954 (317 amino acids)
Biological process (GO): G protein-coupled receptor signaling pathway
Cellular component (GO): membrane
Molecular function (GO): G protein-coupled receptor activity; olfactory receptor activity
Source: RefSeq, a predicted model, not a curated record
AUGGGGACAAGCAACGAAACAUGGGUGAGUGAAUUUAUUCUGCUCGGCCUGUCCAGUGACUGGGACACACAGGUGUCACUCUUUGUCCUGUUCUUGGUCAUGUACCUGCUGACAGUGCUGGGGAAUGUUCUCAUUGUCCUUCUCAUCAGACUGGACAGCCGACUCCACACACCCAUGUAUUUCUUCCUCACCAACCUCUCCCUUGUAGAUGUGUCUUAUGCCACGAGCAUCGUGCCUCAACUGUUGGUCCAUUUUCUUGUGGAACAUAAAGCCAUCCCAUUCCUGAGUUGUGCAGCCCAGCUGUUUUUCUCCCUGGCCUUGGGAGGGAGUGAGUUUCUUCUACUGGCAGUAAUGGCCUAUGACCGGUACGUGGCUGUGUGUGACCCCCUGAGGUACUCAGCCAUUAUGCAUGGCGGACUGUGCACUAAGCUGGCUGUGUCAGCCUGGGUCAGUGGCUCCAUCAACUCUAUAGUGCAGACCACCAUCACCUUUCAGCUUCCCAUGUGCACAAACAGGCAGAUUGAUCAUAUUUCCUGUGAAACACUAGCUGUGGUCAGGCUGGCCUGUGUGGACACAUCCUCCAAUGAGGUUGCCAUCAUGGUUUCCAGUAUUGUCCUCCUGAUGACGCCGUUCUUCCUAGUUCUCUUGUCCUACAUCCGGAUCAUCUCCACCAUCCUGAAGAUCCAGUCCACAGAGGGAAGGCAGAAAGCCUUCCACACGUGUGCCUCUCAUCUCACAGUGGUAGCGCUGUGCUACGGCAUGGCCAUUUUCACUUACAUCCAGCCUCGCUCCAGCCCCUCGGUCCUCCAGGAGAAGCUGAUCUCACUCUUCUAUGCCAUUCUAACACCCAUGCUCAACCCCAUGAUCUACAGUCUGAGGAACAAGGAGGUGAAGGGCGCCUGGCAGAAGCUCUUAGGACAAUUCUCUGGGUUAACGUCAAAACUGGCAACUUGA